AUGACAUUGUUAUUUGUGAUUGUUGUUAUCGUCUCAGGUAGGGCCCGCUGGGUGGGCCACCACCUUGUUCAUUUCCCUCUGAAAAAGGAGAUCAUCACAAUUUGUGGAGUACCAUCAGUUCUUGGUUCCUCGGAUGAUUCUCAGGCUAAACGUGUUCUUGUCCUCGAGCUUUCUCCCGGGCAAUUUCAUUUCCCCUUCUCCUUGAUUAAAUUUCCUUCUCAUCAUGUGUUUGUUUUUCGUUCUUCAUCAUCAAUUUUGUGCAUGAAUCUUCCAGGGGUUAGUCCACGAAAAAAAUACUAUGGAGGUCUGCGCAGAUGGUACAACCCUUCUUGGUUCUCAGAGGCUGUUCCAUCUACUCCAUAUGAUCCCCUGGUUCUUAGACGUGCUUUUGAAGAUGCUGUAAUCAAGAGACUAAUGACUGAUGUGCCUUUUGGAGUUCUUCUAUCCGGAGGCCUUGAUUCAUCCCUAGUUGCUUCUGUCACGGCUCGCUAUAUGGCUGGCACUAAGGCCGCCAAGCAAUGGGGAGCUCAACUUCAUUCAUUCUGUGUUGGCCUUGAGGGAUCACCCGAUUUAAAGGCCGCAAGAGAAGUUGCAGACUAUUUGGGUACUGUUCACCAUGAGUUCACUUUUACUGUUCAGGAUGGUAUCGAUGCCAUUGAAGAUGUUAUCUACCAUAUUGAAACUUAUGAUGUUACCACAAUCAGAGCAAGUACCCCCAUGUUUCUCAUGUCUCGCAAGAUUAAGGCAUUAGGAGUGAAGAUGGUGAUCUCUGGCGAAGGUGCGGACGAGAUAUUUGGAGGGUAUUUGUACUUUCACAAGGCACCUAACAAAGAAGAAUUCCAUCAGGAGACGUGUCAGAAGAUAAAGGCCCUCCAUCAGUAUGACUGUUUGAGAGCUAAUAAAUCAACGUCUGCCUGGGGUUUGGAAGCUCGGGUGCCGUUCCUAGACAAAGAAUUUAUCAAGGUUGCUAUGGAUAUCGAUCCAGAAUGGAAGAUGAUAAAGCGCGAUGAGGGGCGUAUUGAAAAGUGGAUCCUGAGGAGGGCUUUCGAUGAUGAAGAACACCCAUACCUCCCAAAGCAUAUUCUCUACAGACAGAAGGAGCAAUUCAGUGAUGGUGUUGGAUAUAGUUGGAUCGAUGGGCUCAAGGCUCACACUGCAGACCAUGUGACGGAUAGAAUGAACCCCAGGCGCCAGCCUCUCUCACUGUUGGGAAAAUCCCAAAUGAACAUAUGA
This is a messenger RNA of Papaver somniferum (opium poppy), 1233 nucleotides long. Its product is annotated as asparagine synthetase [glutamine-hydrolyzing]-like. The transcript is spliced from 10 exons. The coding region runs from base 1 to 1233 and encodes 410 amino acids. Gene Ontology annotation, cellular component: cytosol. Lineage: Eukaryota; Viridiplantae; Streptophyta; Magnoliopsida; Ranunculales; Papaveraceae. Gene Ontology annotation, molecular function: asparagine synthase (glutamine-hydrolyzing) activity. The record is from RefSeq and is a predicted model, not a curated record.